UUUUAAAAGUUUUUAAGUUCCCACUGAUAAGGCAGAGCGCCUUGGGCUACUUGGGAUUUACCAAACGACAAAAGCUUUAGUCUGCUCCCGACACUCGGCGCGUUCGCAGAGCGUCCGAGAUGGAUCGCACUGUACACCUGUAUUUGAUAAUAAUUUUCGGGCUCUGGUGCUUGACCCUGACUUACUCCCAGCGGUCUCCAUUCCCUCCACCACCGCCAGGCCGAGCUCCACUUCUCGAGCAAACUGCUAUUCGCUUUCCUGUGGAACGUGAUAUACUCUUCCCGGACUUUGAUGCUAGGCCAGACCAGGCGGGGGAGAAGAUGUGGUUUCGCAUAAGCGACUUUCAGUUUGACCGGGAGGAGAACCUGCCCCAGCCCAAGGCCAGGCACCACCCCCCGCCACCAAGGCCAGGCCAGCCCUUUCCACCGCCCCCCGGGGGCUUUAAAAAGAAGAAUAUCAAGCGACGCCGCAUCUGUGAGCAAAAAUACUCCGAGUACGUAGAGCGCAUCUUCCCAAAUGACACGGCUGUGGCCGCUGAUGCCAAUGACGCAGAGUUCGAUGGGCGAGUACUAGCCAGGCCCGGUGAAUACCCCCACAUGGCAGCCGUGGGCUUCGAAGCUGACGCAGAUCGAGUCGAGUACAAAUGUGGCGGCAGCCUGAUAAGCGAGAACUUCGUACUUACCGCCGCCCAUUGUACUUCCAUAUAUGAGGCGGCCCCCAAAUGGGUGCGCAUUGGGGACCUCAACCUGGUCGUCGAGGAACGCUCGGUAGAAGCUCAACUGAUUCGGAUAGAGAAAAUAAUCACGUACCCAAGUUACGACAAGGGGAAAUACUACGACGACAUAGCCCUGCUGAAGCUUGAAAGGGAAGUGGAACUAACGGAAUACGUGCGACCAAUACGUCUGUGGGUCCUCCCAGAGCUGCCAACGACGAUUGCCUUUGCAAUGGGGUAUGGGGCCACGAGCUUCGCCAAGGCCAUGACGAACCGACUGACUAAUCUUAACCUGACCAUAGUACCGAACGCUGAGUGCAAUACCGAGCUGCCGCCAAUUGCCGAGACACCUAACGGAGUUCUGGAAAGCCAGAUCUGCGCCCAGGAUUAUAUUCUCAACAGAGACACCUGCCAGGGGGACUCGGGGGGUCCGCUGCAACUGAAUCUGCCUGGACGUCGUCGACGGCAUAGAAUACACUACCACCUAAUUGGUGUUACCUCUUACGGUGUGUUCUGCCGCAGUAGUUAUCCGUCAGUUUACACCCGUGUAUCGUCCUACUUAGACUGGAUUGAACGUACUGUUUGGACUUAAAAUGU
Messenger RNA from Drosophila takahashii, 1309 nucleotides. RefSeq names its product venom protease. Gene Ontology annotation, biological process: proteolysis. Lineage: Eukaryota; Metazoa; Arthropoda; Insecta; Diptera; Drosophilidae. Gene Ontology annotation, molecular function: serine-type endopeptidase activity. The record is from RefSeq and is a predicted model, not a curated record.